Molecule: messenger RNA, 501 nt
Organism: Lodderomyces parapsilosis
Lineage: Eukaryota; Fungi; Ascomycota; Pichiomycetes; Serinales; Debaryomycetaceae
Gene: MRPL27
Product: mitochondrial 54S ribosomal protein mL41
Exons: 1
Coding region: 1-501 (166 amino acids)
Biological process (GO): translation
Cellular component (GO): mitochondrial large ribosomal subunit
Molecular function (GO): structural constituent of ribosome
Source: RefSeq, a predicted model, not a curated record
AUGAGAGCAACGCAGGUACUUAAUUUUCAAGCUUCAGUUCAGGCCACUUUAAGAAGACCAUGGAAAACGUUUAGAGAUGGAACUUUAUACUAUGGAAUGUUGAAAUCUGGGUCAAAAAGACAUCCAUUAACAACGAAACAAGGUAAUAAGCAUUACUACAAAGGUACCCGCUCAACCGGUAUAGGUCAUUUGGACAGCCGUGGGAGGUACCACAUAGAUUGGAACAAGGUCAGGACAUACGUAGUUCCAAGUGGUCUAAAUACUACAAAUUUGAAGGCAUUAGUUUCACCCAAUUCACCUCAAUUUAUUCAAAAAGUAGAGGGGUAUAAAGAUAGCUUCAAAAGUCCCGAACUAGCUUUACACAAUGCCAUCAACUUUAUCGAAAAUGGGGCAAAUUAUUCUGAAAUUGAUUUAGAAAAAGAAGGAUACCUAGAAAAGAUUGUGCAUCCCAAGCUAAAAUCAGCCAAAGAAGAAAACCUUGAUGGUGAAGAGCAAAACUAA